Messenger RNA from Peronospora matthiolae, 645 nucleotides. The record is from the annotation of a GenBank genome assembly. NCBI's taxonomy places the organism in Eukaryota, Oomycota, Peronosporomycetes, Peronosporales, Peronosporaceae.
AUGCGGUGCGCGAACAAGGCCACUGAGAGCGCGUCUGCACGUCUCUGCGCUGGUCAUGAAGACACUCGUGUCUUCACAGAGUAUGAGCUCGGUGUCUCAUACUCUCCUGAUACGGAAGAGGGAUCUGUAUCGAAGGCGGUUGAAUCUAAGCCGCCUGCCAAGCGUGGCAUGGAUGAUGCUACGCGUCGUAGCAUCUUUGGUUCAUCUGACGAAUCAGAUGAACCAUCGCCAAAGCGAAGGCGCUCGAGAUCGCAAGACUCGGGCGCUCACAGCGGUGUCGGUUCUCCUAUUGACACCACUUCGCAGCGAGGUACCAGUACUUCUGUCGGCACGUCGCAAGAAGAGCGGGACCGCAACGUGUUGCGUCUCGCUCCCGAAGAGAAGGCAUGGCUGCCUCCAAAGUCAAUCAUGGAUCGCUUGUCGGCGACGACAAGUGAUCGCCAUCGAUUGCGAUUAUUCGAUUCGUCAAGGAUCCAUCACCUUGACCCCAGUACGAAAAACUAUCCCGCUGAACAUGAAUUCUUCAUCGAUGCUUUCUUUAAGCAUCAAUGGUACAGUGGGAAUCACAAACGUGAUGGUCCCUCACUUCUUCAAGCGUGGAGCGCUUACAUCCACAACUUUAAGGAUGUAGGUCGUGACGUUUAG